AUGGCUUUCGUCUUUCUGGAUCGAUGCUCUAAAUGGGUAGAGAUCGUGGCAGUCCGCAAAGCCACAACUGAAGGCCUCACACGAGCAUUCCGAGAAAGGAUCUUAGCCCGUUUUGGCUUCCCAAAGAUAUUGAUUACGGAUAACGGAGAACGAUUCACCAGUAUGCGCUUCAAAGACUUCCUACGCGAGCAUCGGGUGAAACACCAGCUAACCGCACCCUACACACCGCAGGAGAUACCAACCGAAAGGGCAAACAGGAACAUUAAAAGAAUGAUAGCGCGAUUCACCGGAAAAGAACAACGUGAUUUAGAUGAACUACUCUCGGAAAUAACUCUCGCACACAAUACCUGCGUAGGUGAAUUCACAAGUCCUACUAAAGGUACUAAGGAGUCCAAAAUGUCCGAUUCCGAAACAAAGAAGGGAUCUUCACUCGAAGCCCUAAGCACUAAAAGGGAAUCGUCACAAGCGCGCAGAUCUAAACAGAUCGAUCCUUCCGCGCAACAACUAAUUUCAUUAAGUGACAAUGUCAUUAGAUACUGUUCUCGAUUCGGUGAUUUCCCUAUUCCGGAUCACACGGAAACGUACCUAAAAAUUAAAGACAACACUCAUCUGGGCAGAAUUGAAAGCUGUAAAUAA
Messenger RNA from Ceratitis capitata (Mediterranean fruit fly), 636 nucleotides. RefSeq lists its product as uncharacterized. Gene Ontology annotation, biological process: DNA integration. Lineage: Eukaryota; Metazoa; Arthropoda; Insecta; Diptera; Tephritidae. Bases 1 to 636 code for a protein of 211 amino acids. Gene Ontology annotation, molecular function: nucleic acid binding. The transcript has 2 exons. The record is from RefSeq and is a predicted model, not a curated record.